Messenger RNA from Guillardia theta CCMP2712, 1539 nucleotides. RefSeq lists its product as hypothetical. Gene Ontology annotation, biological process: transmembrane transport. Lineage: Eukaryota; Cryptophyceae; Pyrenomonadales; Geminigeraceae. The transcript has 19 exons. The record is from RefSeq and is a predicted model, not a curated record. Gene Ontology annotation, molecular function: transmembrane transporter activity. The coding region runs from base 1 to 1539 and encodes 512 amino acids.
AUGUCAACCUUCGGACCAGGGUCCCCGCUCUCGUAUCCAGAGAUGCAGGGAUGUGAGUCCCUUCACAUCUUUGCUCACUGCAUCGGCUUCUAUCCUUUAGUCGCCUGGCUCCACUCGCACGGCCAUGAACAUUUCGUUCGGAACUUGGCUCUGGUUGCGACGCUGUCGACGAUGAUGACAGUCAGUCUCAUCGCUCCUUUCUUUCCUGGGUACGCUAAGGAGAAUCUGGACGCUCCAGAAACGGUGAUCGGGUUGAUUGUCGCUUGCAACCCUUUCGCACAAGUCAUGAGCACACCCCUGUGGAGCUUUCUUUCUACCAAGAUCAGCCGAUCAGACAGGUUGAGUUUGGGAUUAUCAAUCUUGGCUAUCGGAACCAUCAUGUUUGCUUAUUCAAAUCAAGUUACCACCUUUAUGAUUGCUCGAGCCCUUCAAGGGAUCGGCUCGCAAGGCAGCAAUAGUGCUGCUUUAGCGUUGGUGAUUGAGAGGGAUUUGGGUCUUAUCGAAUUCAUUGUUGGGGUUGGCUACAUGAUUGGUCCAGCGGUUGGAGGAAUCUCUUACAGAUAUUUCGGGUUUCAGAUAGCUGUCAUGCUGCCCGCCGUGAUUUGUGUCCUGAUCGCCUGUGCAGUCAAACUAUCAUUCCAACACCGAGAGACUCUGAUACGAAGUGCCUCCAACGAGUACUUGAUAGUCCCGCAAGAAGAGGAGGGAGAGGGAGAAAUAAGAUCCACGGCCAACGUUGGGGAAGGAUGCUCCCAAGUUUCUGCAGGAGGGGGUUCGGAAUCGCAACCGGGGGACACGAUUGUUGAUAAAGAUGCUCUCUGGCAAUCAUGGAAGAGGCUGACGAAUCCUCCUGUCCUCUGCAUUUGUUUUGGGAUCGUCGCCCAUGCGGCGGCUCAGGGGUUCAAAGAGCUUGCUCUUGCCCGCCAUCUUAAAAUCGCCCUCGGAGCCGACUCUUCAACUGCCGGCAUGGUGUUCAUGAUUGAACCCAUAAUGUACAGCAUCUUCAGCUUUGUCUUCGGUAAACAUUCGAGCGAGAACAAGGUCAAGGAGGUAAGAAGAGUCAUCGUCGGACUUUUCUUGUACGGCAUCGGAGUCUACCUCUUAGCUACUCCGGACAUUUUUGCGCUCAGCCUGCAGAAUCUCGAAGGCCUUGGAGCAGGGGGGGGGUCAGGAGCAAAAUCAGCUGCAGCAGGACCGUUGGGAGACUUCGUUCCCAUCCAACUCACAGUUUUCUCGGAAUGGAUUCUUGACAUCUGCUCUUUGCUGCUUAUGGGGAUAGGCAGUGCUGCCAUUUUGGUUCCCUCGGUUCCCUACAUGUUGAGUGUCACUCUCCAUUUUUGGCCUCCAGAGCAUGAUAGCGAAUCGGAUCUCGCAAUCCUCGAUCAGCGAGCAACCGAAGACAGCCUCUCCGGCCUCUACAGUGCCAUCUGGUCUAUUGGCGAGCUCAUGGGCCCUCCCCUCGGUCACCUCUUCUCCUCCCCUCUCACAUGCUCUAACUCUGCGCACAGGAGGAUAUCUCCUUCAGUCUCUUCCCCCUAG